UUCAGGGCCAAUCAGAGGCGGCGAGGCUUUUGCAACUCCACGUCGGCAGCAGCUGCGGGGCAAAAUGGAGGCGCUGAUUUUGGAGCCCUCCCUGUACACCGUCAAGGCCAUCCUGAUUCUGGACAAUGAUGGAGACCGACUCUUUGCCAAGUACUAUGACGACACCUACCCCAGUGUCAAGGAGCAAAAGGCCUUUGAGAAGAACAUUUUCAACAAGACCCAUCGGACUGAUAGUGAAAUUGCCCUCUUGGAAGGCCUGACAGUGGUAUAUAAAAGCAGCAUCGAUCUCUAUUUCUAUGUAAUUGGCAGCUCCUAUGAGAAUGAGCUGAUGCUUAUGGCUGUUCUGAACUGCCUCUUCGACUCUCUGAGCCAGAUGCUGAGGAAAAACGUAGAGAAGCGAGCUCUGCUGGAGAACAUGGAGGGGCUCUUCUUGGCAGUGGAUGAAAUCGUAGAUGGAGGGGUGAUCCUAGAGAGCGAUCCCCAGCAAGUGGUGCACCGUGUGGCUUUAAGGGGUGAAGACGUCCCCCUUACAGAGCAGACUGUGUCUCAGGUGCUGCAGUCAGCCAAAGAACAGAUCAAGUGGUCACUCCUUCGAUGAAGACGGUCUAUGCCCAGCUCCUCACCCCUCAAAACCCCCACUGCUGUGGCUUCUCAUCCAGGCCCCUAAUUGAUGCUCUCAGGGUCAUCUUGGAGAAUCACAGGGGACCCUUGCAUCUCCUUCCUCUCUGGGGUUGUCCCCCUUCCUUCCUUUUUCUGGGAGUAAAGUACCCAGCAGAUUUGAAUGAGGCAGGGGAAGCACAGGCUUCCUGGCCCCUCCACCCCCACAUUCUCUCCCGAGCUCCUUGGCCCUUUGCUGUGGCUGCACUUCAGAUCAAAGCAGAAGAAUGUGCUGAGUGUUUUCCUCCCUUUGCCUUAACCAGCCUUCAUCCCACCAGCCCAUAUGUACAGCAAAGGAGGAGGGCUCUUCCUGCAGCACAAGUAGGGGUGGAAUGCAGGGGCCGAGGAUUCACCUCAGCGGCUUCUCUUCCUUCCUGCUGCCCUGUCCUCCACCUUGGACAGAUUUCGAACAGCUUCCUGGGAGGGGACAGGGUGGUGGGAAGAGAUAUAAAUGCUCUUGGACAGGACUCUUGAAAUACAUUUUCUAUCCUGUUGCUGGCCAUCAGCACCCAGGCUACUGUGGCCCACAAGUGGUCCUGGGAGGAUCCCACUCUGGCUCUGUACCAUGCCUCUCUACCUGUGUCACCCUGAGAUCGAUGUCUGCUCUGUCCUCCUAUUCCUAGUGCCCUGGAGCAAAACCAGUCCUUGGAACUAAAACUACUUUCUAGUCUCCAGAAGAGUUUCUGCUCAGAAUGGAGAAAGGAAGGGGCCUUAAUGCCUGGGGCCUUGAGGUAUUCAGUCCCAGUCCUUUUUCUUGGGUCUGCACUCUGCCUUCCAGCUCUCCCUCUCUGCCUCAGCCUUCCAUAGAAGCUGAGAGUCUGGGCCUAGUCCUUGGCUCAGUCAAUGCCUUUCCGCUGAGGUUUGGAUUCCCCAGAAAGACAGGAUGGAAGCCCCACUCUGGCUCUAAUGUUUCCCCUUGACCCCACACUCCCUCCCUAUGAAAACGUCUUAUGAAAACCUAGCUAAGACAAGCAUUCUGCCCCGUGCAUUGGCUGAUGGGAGCAGAAUUGAGACGGCCCCUGUGCAAGAGAUGGAGUCAGGAGACACCAUCCACCUUGUACAGCUCUGCACCAGAGGAAUAAAGCGAAUCUUCCAAACUGCC
Molecule: messenger RNA, 1759 nt
Organism: Nannospalax galili (Upper Galilee mountains blind mole rat)
Lineage: Eukaryota; Metazoa; Chordata; Mammalia; Rodentia; Spalacidae
Gene: Copz1
Product: coatomer protein complex subunit zeta 1
Exons: 9
Coding region: 65-598 (177 amino acids)
Biological process (GO): intracellular protein transport; intra-Golgi vesicle-mediated transport; retrograde vesicle-mediated transport, Golgi to endoplasmic reticulum
Cellular component (GO): COPI vesicle coat
Source: RefSeq, a predicted model, not a curated record